UAGCGAGCACAAAACGAGAGUCUUGUGUGUCUAGUCAAUCCAAGGCUAGCCAGCAGUUCGCAAGUACAACGAUCCGCGCGCGCGUGAAGAGUCGAUUUUUGGCCUGUCGCGUGCACGCGGCCCCCCGUCGUUAUUACAUUAUAUUAUUAUCAUUGCUACAGCUCGUACUGGUGUGCGCGUGGAAAAAUACAAAAAAAAAAAAAAUCUAAUCGAGUGCGCUCGAGUUUCUUUUUUUAAGUUGUUCUCGUUGUGUUGUUUGUGCGCAAAAAAAAGCUUCCGUUGUAUUACCAUAUGAUCCGGUGAUACAAACAUAAGUGUGGAAAAAACAAUUUCGCUCGAAGGGACUCUUUGUCAGGAUCGUUUUAUACAUACGUAUACCCAGCCUGCUGCAGCAGUCGGCGGAUCGUCCACGUGGAUAAGAAAAUAAAAAAAAUAAAUAAAUAAGCCAAAAUGGAAAAAAGCAAAAGUGCCGUUUCACAAGCCAGGGGGGCUCUGGUGAAAGCGAUGUAUCUGGCGCUCUUCGUCGCGGCGGUCUCGCCACAGUUCGCCGAAGGAGUUAUAUGUUAUCAGUGCAACAGCGAGUACGACCCGAGGUGCGGCGAUCCCUUCGAUCCGUACAGCCUCGGCACGGUCAAUUGCAGCUUUCAGCCGCGUCUCGAGCAUCUCAAUCAUCUCGAGCCCACGCUCUGUCGAAAAAUCACUCAGAAAGUUUACGGGCAGGAUCGAGUCGUGCGCGGCUGCGGCUUCGUCACGGACGAGAAGGCCGACGACAAGGCCUGCCUCAUGAGGACCGGCACGCACGACGUACGAGCCCACUACUGCUCGUGCACCACCGAUCUCUGCAACGGCGCCGAGUCAUUCGUGGCAGGCUCGGCGAUCCAGCGCUACGGUCUGAUCGGGGCCAGCCUGACGCUGCUGCUGCUGGUGACGCUUCCGUCGUCGUCGUCGUUGUCGUCGUUUUGUAAUUUCAACUGAGGAGGUCCUUGCGCCGCCGCCGCCACUGCAAAGCUCUCGAAGCCGCACCACCGCUGCUGCUGCUGCUUCAACAUUCUUCGUAAACGAAAAACACAGAGCAGAUGAGAGUUAUAUAAUAAUAAUAGUUGGAAAAAAAAUACAAGAGAGUCCAUACGAAUUUUCAUAAUUAUACAUUCAUCAUCGAGUACACGCAGGCAUUCGUUCGCGUCCAAUUUUUUUUGGGACGACCAAAAAAAAAAGUAAUCAUCAUCAAGAGGAGAUCUCAGUUGUGUGUGUAUGUAUGUGCACUAGAGAAGAGGAGCGUAUGACGAGUGAGGGGAAAAUUUUUUUGAAAAAUAUUAAACAUAAUGGAAGCGAGAAGCGCAAGAGACAAAGAGCUGAAGUACUGCGUACGACGAGCUCCCGGAUACAUAUAGAUAUAUUUAUUAUUAAAAUAAUAAUUAAUUACUAUUAUUUAAUAUUAAAAUAAUAGUAAAAAAUAACAUUUUAUACACGUGUAAGGUCGAAGGAUUGAAUACUAAAAGGAGCUAAAUCAUCAACUUGGCAAUAAAUCGGGUCAAGAGAGAAUCACAGGAAGUGUGCUGCACGAUUCGUUGUUCUUCUUUUAUAUUUUUAUUUUAUUUCUCUCCUUCCUUUACUUUUACGCAAACGAAUAUAAAAUAAUAAGUACUGUAUACGUUUUGCCCCGCCGCCGUUCUUCGUACUGUACUGCCAGUCCUAUGUAUCACUCGCCGAUUUUUUUUUUCUUCAGUCGAGAGCUGUGCAGAUCGAUUCUCCUCCGUGCGUAUACAUCGCUCGUUAUUACACCCGAGAGGAUCUUAUAUAGUUAAGGCCAAAGUUUUGUCGAAUCUUGUUAUAUAUAUAUUCGAAUGUAUGCGUGCUGUGAGCGAGAGAGAGAGAGAAAGAAGGAUCGAGUGCGUGCAUGAGAGAUGAUCGUGAAAACUUCCACAAUUCGAUCGAACGAAAAAAUAGUUUAAAAAAAAAAUGAGAGCGCAUUUUGCUUCGUAACGCGUCUAAAGGCUAAAAAAAUCACCCGUUAUCCACGACAAUUCACUCGCGCGAUAAUUGCAUGACGCAUUAAAAUGAUUAAAAUUAAAAACAUAAAAAAUCAACAAAAAAGGAAAAAAACUGAAAUUAACAAAACACGUCCGUUUUACAUUUACUGUACACCAAAAAUUAUUACAUAGCUAUAUUAUAAUUAUUAUAAAAUAUACAAAAGAGAGAAAACUAUAAUUAAAAGCGAAAUGGGGGGAAUAUGAUAAGGCAAUUUUUUGUAGUCCGAGUUAUUUAAAAGCAUUCGUAUUAUAUACAUAUAAUAUAAAUAAAUAAUAUUAUCAUGAUUUCGAAUGUAUUUACAAUAAUUGAAAACCAAAUAGAGAUGAGCGGCAGAGCUAACGUGGCCAAAGGCGAAUUAAUAUCGACCACAUAAUACGUAUUAAUUAUUAUGUAACGAGAUACGUUUUUCAUUUUGUAAUUCAAGCCCAGCUUAAUUUUAUUAUCCAAGAGAGACACACACGCAUACCGCACGCAGACACACGCGAGCUUGUUUUGUUAUAUGUUCAGCCAAUCGCACCGUUUAACAGUAACAAAAGUGACGCAGGGGGGCACAAGAGGCCACAAGAGAGCCGAUCGAUUGAUCUGCGCAUCCAUAUUUAUAUCUAUAGAUGUAUAUUAAUUCAGAGAGCAAUCGAGCGACUCGAGUUCGCCCGCAGCGGCGUGUGAAAUAAAUAUAAAAAUAUAUAUUUCAAAAUGCACUCGUGCAUUUCAUGCAAUUGAAUUAAUAAGCACGAAUGAAGAUCAAACGGCGAUCAACAACAUCGAUGCACAGAUAGCAGAAACAAUUUGUCACGGCCCGCUCGUCGUUUUCUAAACGCAGAUGAAACUUAUAUACUGAUUACGAGUUUGGUUUUUUCUCAAGGAAUUGACGAUAUUUACCAAAGUUUGCUGGAUUUGCAAUAGUUCGUAAUUAGGUUGAUUUAUAAAGAUGAAAAAAAAUUGGAGCAAGUAACUUGAAGAAUUAGAAUGCGGCGAGCAAAAAAUUAAAUAAAUAGAAUAAUUGACAUAGAUAAAACGGGCGUUUCGCUUCUAAAAUAUUUCACAAGUUCCUCUCUAUAUCUCUAUUAUAUUUCUCUCUCUCUCUCUCUCUCUAUCUCUUUCUCUUUCUCUUCAUCUGUCUCGUAUAUUUUUCUGCAAACGUAAAUCGAACACACGAAGCUGAGUUUUUAUAUUAAAAUGAGCUGCACAUGGCGCAAGCUAUGCGCACGUGCGCGCUUUCUAACGAAUUGUCAGGCGUAAAAUGUCAGAAAUAAACACGCGUAGGUGUACACCUAAAAACUAAAAAGCCGGAGUAGAUGAAAAUUCAAUAAUAAAUGAGAGUACAGUUGCACCACCAUGAUACAUGAGUGCGUGUUUUUUUUUUUAUUCCUUUGUUGUAUUGUGUGUGCGUGUUUACACAGAGACGUGAUAUACACUGCAGGGUGCGGGUGUGCAAUCGCAUAAGGUACGGUGACAAAUACGAAUGCGAUGAUUAUUUUAUGCCCUCGAAAGUGUCACGAGUUUUUACUAAAAAACGAAUGAAAAAACACAAGAAAAAACAGGUAAAUAAACAAAUGAAUUAAACAUAAUUAUAAAUAGCGAAUAAAUGAAGGGGAUAAAAGAGGAUCGAUAUGCACGCGCGACUGUCCUAUAUGUGCAAGCGUAAAAGCGUAUGAGAGUCACAUUUUAAUGAUCCCAUGUUUCGUGGAUAUAUGAUUGACACCUCGAGUUCCGCCCAUAAUCGAAAUCGAUAAUUAUUCAUUAUAACGCUCGUUUUAACAAGUUUUUAUGUAAUAUUUAAAAAAAAAAAAAUUAAAACAUAAUUAUAAUAAUGAUAAACGAGCUCGUCCCGGGGCUAUAUGUGUCCUCUGAAUUUUGUGCGCGAUAUACACUUUACACGCGUGUGUAAUAUUUUUGUUCAAUGAAUUUGAAAUACCACAAAGCGCCUAUUUUCAAGUUAAAAAAAAAACAUACGAGAAUUGUCCUUCAACUAGAGUACAAACGAACGAAAUAAAAAAAAUAGGGGGAGUACUGCACGCGAAGAGAAAGAGAGAACGAGAGAGAAACAGAGAGAGAGUAGUAGCACGAGAGAAAAGAAAGUAUCCUUAAAUUGUUCCGAAUGAAAAAUAAAAAUAAAAUCGCUUAAUUUUAAUCCGCGCAUCGCGCUGUAUUUUUCUCGAUGCGUAACACAAAAAUAUUAACAAACGAACGAUGUACAUCGAUCGAGGCGUAUUUACGCUUAAUAAUCGUCGCAAGCUCGUUCUUUUGAUACAAUACGGGGCGUUACGUAAAACAAGAAUACAUAGAAUUCAUUCAUAAAAAAAUUGUCACUUAAUUCGCGUGCAUCAGCUGUAUACGCGCGCAAACGAGGAGGAGAGAGAGAUGAUUUUUUUCUCCUUCGCGUCGAUGAAGCUACAACUGCAUCGCGGAGUCGAUUGCGCAACGAUCUGGAGCAACGGCGCGCGCGCGAUCGCAUGUGUCGCGCGCGCUUGCGAGCGCAUCGUGUGGAAGGUCGGCUCGCGGCCCCCUUUCGGUUUCGCGCGCCGAUUCCUCCUCGCUGCAGCAGCAGCAGAUCCGACACGCUAAACGUUGUAAGGAUUCAUUGAUCGCUUUGGCUUGCGAGUUACUUUUUCUUAUGCACGUAUACGAAUAUAUACGUAUAGGCUGAACGCGCGAUGCAUUAUAUUAUAAUACGUUCGUUCGCUUCGAAGCUUCUUACGAGCCGAGGCUCUUUACUUUUCCGUUCCUCGCUCAUAAGACAUAUCAGAGUUUUCGAGACUUCGAUCGUUGUUUUGUAAUAUUGUUGAUAUAUUAGCACGACGAUGAUUUGAAAUUUUGUCAUUGUAUGAUCAUGAUUUACCCAACCGCAAUGGAAUUAAAAAAAUAAAUAAAUAAAUAAUAUACACAGUUUUUGAAAUUUCUCAUCGUGUAGCUCAUCGGCCUAUUACCCAUAAUAUUAUAUACUCGCGGCGUGUAAUAAGUAAGAACUAUCGUACCAAGAUGUUGAUUCACGAGUGAAUUUUUUAAAGGAGCAUAUCAUGUGACUGACGACGAGAAAAUAAAAUAAAAUACAAAAAUAUAAUAUAUAUAUUUCUACAAGCUAAGCUAUGAGAAUUGAACUCGAUGAUACCAUCUCGAUUCACGGAGAGAAA
This is a messenger RNA of Trichogramma pretiosum, 5162 nucleotides long. RefSeq lists its product as uncharacterized. NCBI's taxonomy places the organism in Eukaryota, Metazoa, Arthropoda, Insecta, Hymenoptera, Trichogrammatidae. The record is from RefSeq and is a predicted model, not a curated record. The transcript is spliced from 4 exons. Gene Ontology annotation, biological process: regulation of synaptic transmission, cholinergic; sleep; positive regulation of voltage-gated potassium channel activity. Bases 451 to 975 code for a protein of 174 amino acids.